AUGCUAGACAAUAAUGAAACCACUUCAAAUUCAUCCGGCGUUUUAACUCUCUCUAAUCCUUCCACUACCUCUUCAUACAUUCACGGAGUUAAUAAUGAUUAUUACCUACCACCCUCCGGAGAAAGAGAAGACAUGAAUAAUAGCAACAUGUCAUCAUCGGAGGAUGCUGAGCCAAUGUCCACAGCUGAUCAAAUGGACUUUUCAGAGUCGGGAUUGGAUGUCCAUGAGUAUGGCUCUUUUGCCUCUAGAAUGCAUGACUUUUCUUCUCCCAUCACAACAAAGGCUCCGCCCUUUCCAGAAAAGAAUUUACAACAAGUCGGUAGCGCAAAGAAGGGUGUUGUUCAAGCACCACCACGACCUCCUAAUCCUUUUACAUCCAUUCCACCUGCACUGAAUCAUCAUUCCACUCCCAUUUCCAAUAAUGUAAUUAAUUCCAUCACCACGACUACCACCAUUCCCACCACAAAUAUGCAACCCGAACCAUCAAGCCCUUCCAACACCUUUAGAGAAUUUCUAGAGGGUGAAGUGUAUAAGAGACCAGCCCGUCUCUCUCCGCUAUCUGUUGAUAACAUUGUUGAGGAACAGCAGACCAUCAACAAGACAAAACAGUCAUCAACUAAAGUCUCAUCAUCAUCGGCCACAACGACUGGCCCUAAACAACCUACAAAUCCUUCCGUAAAUAUCAAUUCUUCCAAACAAUCCGUAACAUCAUCAUCAACAACAACAGCAACCAAUGGAAAUACUGUUACUGAACAAAAAGUUGAACCUCCUCAAAGACCAACAAUUUCAAAUAAGACACUUUUAUUGGCAAAUCGAUUGACUGCUCAACCUUCCAAACCACAACAGCAAGAAGAAGAAUCUAAUAACGAAUCAAGCGAUCAUGAAAUGUCAACAAAAAAAACUCUUGCCAGCAAGAAAGAAUCAAAGAAAAGAUCAAGUCAUGAAUCCGAUUCUGAAAAUAAUAUGGAAGACAUUUCUUAUGAAUCAUCAGAGGAGAGUGAUAAAAAGAGUAAAAAGAAGAAAUCUACAACACAACCAGAACAAAAGAAAAAGGCUGAAAAAGAAACAAAGAUCAAGGGUGUCAAAUCGCGAAAAACAAAAAGCGAAGGUGGAGAAAGCAGUCAAUCUAAAAAAUCAUCGUCAGAUUCUAAAAAGACCACUUCCCCUAAGCGACCUUUAGAAGAUGUUGUUGAGUCUAAAGUUAGUGUCAAUGAGGAACCAAAAACAAAGAGAAAUAAGCAGCCUACUCCAGUUGAGAGCAAAAAUGUCAGCAUCAAAACGGAGAAUAGUAAUGCAAGUAGCAGCACUAGUACACAUACUAAUACCACAAGCACAAAGUCAUCAUCAGCGAACAAAGACGUCAAAACCCUUCAACAAAAGCUAGACAGUAAGAGACAAAUUGCCACUACCCUAAAGCAUAAGGCUGAUGACCUUAAGAAAGACCAUCAAAUUUCUGAAGCAAUCUCAACUUAUUUGGCUUCGGGUAUGAAGUAUAGCGAGGCUGCCAUGUAUUCCAAACAAAUUUUUGAAAAUACUCCCAAAGAAAAGAAUCCUUCAACAAGCGGAACAGCUAUACUGCUCAAACAAAAUAUUGACUUUUUGAAAUAUGUUUCCUCGCUAGCACUAAAGUAUGCGUAUUAUGACAAGGCAGUGCUAGCCAACAUUCUCAUAUUUACAAAUACCAAGGCUCUCUUUAAUUUCAAGACACAAUCAAUUCAAAGAUACCGUAGAUAUUUGCUUGGAAAGUUUGGUGAAACCAAUUCAACAUCAGUAGGAUCUUCAAGCAUUACAUCUCCUGCAGCUGUGGCAUCUCCUUCCUCGCAGUCUAUCUCUACGCCUUCUCCCGUUCACAAUGGUGGUGCAAUGAUUAGCUCUGUUGGCUCUGCAGAGUUGACAAAUACAAUCAUGCGCUUGUGUGAAGAGUUAGAAAUUGUUUCCAUGGUUGUUGAAAAUGAAGUAACAUUAUAUCAUCAACUGAAACAACAUGAAACCUAUCGAGAAAAUUAUGAACUUAUGCAUGAGGCUCAAAGAGGAAAUAUUGACUUUGUUGUGAAGUUUUUGGACGAUGAACUGGCUCGGCUUGAUUCAAGUGAAUAA
Naegleria fowleri is the source of this 2097-nucleotide messenger RNA. RefSeq lists its product as uncharacterized. The transcript has a single exon. The record is from RefSeq and is a predicted model, not a curated record. Lineage: Eukaryota; Heterolobosea; Eutetramitea; Acrasida; Naegleriidae. The coding region runs from base 1 to 2097 and encodes 698 amino acids.